Molecule: messenger RNA, 1449 nt
Organism: Selaginella moellendorffii
Lineage: Eukaryota; Viridiplantae; Streptophyta; Lycopodiopsida; Selaginellales; Selaginellaceae
Product: scarecrow-like protein 14
Exons: 1
Coding region: 19-1305 (428 amino acids)
Biological process (GO): regulation of DNA-templated transcription
Cellular component (GO): nucleus
Molecular function (GO): DNA-binding transcription factor activity; sequence-specific DNA binding
Source: RefSeq, a predicted model, not a curated record
ACGAGUAUAUAUAUCAUCAUGGAAGGCGAUGGUCUGGAUUCCAAUUCCUGGAGCUCCCAACUGGCGGACAGCUCUAACAAUCACGAUCGCGAUCACGGGUACGCACAAUCUCUCUUUGAUUCCUUCCUAGAGCUAGGCGAUGCCGGUAUCGAUCAUCAACAAACCGACAAUGUGACCGAGAUGCCACCCAUGACAGAUCUCAAAGCAUCGAUCGUCAAGUGCUGCGAAGCCAUCGCCGCGAAUGCCACCACCCAAGCCUACGCGCUCGUCAGCGAGCUGAGAGACAAGUCCUCUCCCACAGGAACCACGGUGGAACGCCUAGCCUUCUACUUCUCCGAGGCACUCGUAGCUCGAAUCACUGGCACCGGGAGGCUGCUCUAUAAUACCUUCAAAUCCAGGCGAACCAUCGACGAGACCCUCCAGAUCUUCUCCACAGUCUCGCAGACCUCCCCGGGCUUUGGGCUGCCAAUCUUCUUCACGAACCAGACGAUCCUGGACGAGACAUCGUCGGCGGCCCGCGUGCACGUAGUCGAUUUUGGAAUCGGCCCGGGCUAUCGGUGGCUGUGCCUGAUCAAGGAUUUCUCCGAGAGAUCCGGCGGCCCGCCACACUUUCGUGUCACCGCGGUAGAUCGACCGAGCAACUCCCUCUUUUUCCCCAGGGAAGAUGUGGGUGGCAAGCUCGAGAGAUUCGCCAGCAGCGUCGGCGUUCCAUUCGAGUUCCACUCGGUCGUGACCGCCGAAUGGGAUUCGAUCCAAUCCUCGCAGCUGAUGAUCCAGCCGGACGACGUCCUGAUCGUGACUUCAUUCCACAAGCUGCGCGAGCUCUCGGACGAUCCAAAGAGGAGGUUCCUGAGGAACAUCCACGCGAUGGAGCCCAAGCUCUUUCUCAACGCCGCCUUUCCUCCGGUGGGAUUCAACUCGCCAUCGCUGGUGGCGCGCGCGCGAGAGGCCUUCGACUUCCACGCGGGCGUGUUUGAAGCCAUCGCCGCGUCGCUGGCGGAGUCGCGAUUUGCGGGCGAGAGGAGGUUCCUGGAGCAGCUCCGCGGGCUGGAGCUGCUCAACACGUUGGCGUGCGAGGGCGAGGAGCGCGUGGAGAGGCCCGAGGGAUACAAGCAGUGGCAGGAGCUGAUGCGCGGGGCCGGUUUCGAGGGCUACGAGAUCAAGCGCCAUGUCUAUGCUGGAGCGAAGAAAAUGCUGGCGACGUACUCGAAUGCGAGAGAGUAUAGCGUGGGGCGCAGCGGGAAUUGGAUCCUCUUGCGGAGGAAUCGGCAGGUCCUCAUCGCUAUUAGCAACUGGACUUGUUGAAUUUGACUAAAGCUCACCGGAGAUGCCAGCAGCAAUGUAACGGCAGCUGGCGGCAUGGCAGCGGUAGCGCGGCUAGAUUGCUCAUGCUUUGGUACUUAUCUUACUGAUCCUUCAAUUACGAAUUUCCAGUACCAAAUUGAAGCA